This is a messenger RNA of Entamoeba invadens IP1, 1621 nucleotides long. RefSeq lists its product as hypothetical. Lineage: Eukaryota; Evosea; Mastigamoebida; Endamoebidae. The record is from RefSeq and is a predicted model, not a curated record. The transcript is spliced from 2 exons. The annotation marks the transcript as partial.
AUGAAAAGAUUCACUGUCUCUUUGGUCUUUUUAUGUUUUGUUUUUGUAUCUCUAUGUGUUCAAGCAGAAGAGACACGUGAAUGUGUUCCAAAAACCAUAAAUGAAGAUGAAGGAUUUGUAUCUUUAGUUGGUUCAUUGUGUACUUCCAACAGUGUUUAUUGUUUUAAUAGUACCUUUAGAUUCAAUGGAAAUUCUUCUUUUUAUUCAAUAAUAACAAGUGGUACUCUAACAUUUGACUGCAAAUUUAAUUUAUAUACAUAUACAAGCAAUUUAAUUCUUUCAGAAAAUAGUAUAACCACUGUUUCACUUCCUAUUCAUAUUCAAAAUUCAUUUACUCUUCACAGUAAUUCUCUUGCAAAAAUCGAGGGCUAUUUUUCUAUUGCUGGUAAACUGUUAAUUUUGAAUCCUAAAUUGGACAUUCCUCCUCUUGUUUUGUGGAAUUCACCUUAUCUCCAUUUAAAUCGCAAUAUGAGUGAGAGAUCGGAUUUUUCAAUUGUGAAUCCAAUAGACAACACCAAAUAUACUGCCAAAAACAAUAUAGUGAAGUGUGUUUUAACUAAUAGUUUGUAUGGUGAUAACUAUAAAACGAUUUCUACAUAUGGAUUUGACUAUCCACAUUGUCCUUGUAAUGACAAUGUAACAGAUUGUCAGUUAUAUUUGGCUAAUAACAUAUCUGCAUACAAUUUUGAUAGUAAACAACUUGCAUACACCACUUUACAUAUUGAAAAGGACACAAGAAUAACAAAUGCACAAAAUAUUAAAACAAUGAUUAUGAGUGAUGACGUUUCACUUGAUUUAAAUGGUGUUUUUAUAUCUUCAAAUAUCACAUUUUCAAUUGGAGAAGUUGUUGUAAAAGAUAUACAAAACACACAAAGUACUUUUAUGUAUAAUUCAACAAAUAAUGAAUUAAUUUGCACUAACAGUAUUUCAAGUGAUAUUUUAGUAAAUGAUAAAGUCAAUUAUAUUAAAAUUAAUUGCUCUAGUACAAUAGAAAGUAUGCAAAUAAAUAAUGACAAAUUUGUUUAUAUCACAAAAGAAGUGAAAGAAAUUCAAUCUUUAAAUUUUAACAAUUAUGGAAUGUCAAGCACCAUUAUUAUUUAUUUGGAAAGUGAGAACACUAUCAUGCAAACACAACCUUUUCAAAACUGCGUGUUGAUGACAAUAACUUCAUCUGAAAUGAAUUGUUUAAAAUGUAAUUCCAAAACUCAAUUGUUGAAUAACAAAUGUGUUAAUUUAGAAAAGAAUUGUCUAAUUUACGAUGCAAACAACCACUGUUCGUUCUGUAAAUAUGGUUACCUUCUCAAUAAAAACAAUGAGUGUGUACAAUCGACAAACGGUUGUUUGGUGGGAACUACAGAAAAUUGUUAUAAAUGUGAAACCAAUAAACAAAUGAUUAACAGAAUAUGUGUUACAAACACCAUAUGUAAAUUAACAGAUGGAAAUUCAUGUUUAAAGUGUAGUGCGGGAGAUUAUACAACACGGUGUGAGUCUUGUGAAGCAAAUUGUGAAUUGUGUGAAAAUGGGAAGUGUACACUUUGUAAACAAAAUUAUUUGUUACAAGAUAGCAAUAAAUGUGAAUAUGAAGGUAUCUCAUUUACCAAUGGAAAGCACAUCAUUUCAU